GGAGAAAAAGGCAACGGAAACGAUGCGUUUAAAGUUGAUAAGAAGCAGCAGUAGGAAAGUGCGAUACGAGAGACGAGAGUGAACCUCACUCAACCCAUUGCAUUGCUUCUUCCAUCCAUCGAACGGUACUAUCAUGUGUGAAAAUAUUGCUUCCUACUUGUCUUGAUUUCGAUGGACACUACUGAUAAGGUAGAAAAGGUAGCUUGUGUGAUUGGUGAUCGAUCGACGAGUGAUGUUGUUGUGAGGCUACGAACGCAGGAAGGUCGAGAUGAUUGGCUGUAUUGCCACUCAGAGGUUCUUAUAAGAAACUGCAAGUAUUUUGCUGAUAGGCUAUCUGAGGACUGGCCAACAUGUCAGAUCCUUGAUUCGCGUAACUGUGUCGAUGUCUAUUGCCAAGAAUUGGAUUUUGACUAUCAUGUGAAUCUUAUUCGUCUUCUCUACAUUGUUAUAGAUGGUUCAGUUGAUGAUUUGUGGCAUGGUGUUAGAAAUGCUCUAGGUGUUCUCCAGGUGGCGGUUGAGCUUGGAUGCCCUCAAAUUGUUACUGCCUGCGUGAACUACUUAGAAGCGGUCACCUGGGAAGAGGCUGAGGAGGAGGAGAUAUUGAAAAUUGUUCCUCGGAUGGGAUUACCGGCUGAGCCCAUCCUGGCUAGACUUCAACCGGUUAACCAGUCAGCUAUCAUAAACAUCUUUGUCUCGGCCAUUCGCUUUGCUACUUCAUCGCCUGCAGCACAAAUGAACGAUCUUAAAUCUUCUGCACAAGAGCAACUUGAGUACAUGCUAACUGAAGAUGAUGAUGCCCCUUUAUUGACAGCUGAUGACGACAUAAAACAUGAGGUAAAAGACUGUGUGAACAGACUAUUUUCCAGGUUUAACAACUCACUAAUAGCCUUGUUCUGUAGCUCCACAGAAUCGCUUUCUGAGGCUGGAAACAUUCAGUUGUUUCAAUCCUAUUUGACUGAUUUGUCUUGGGUUUGUCAGAUAUUGAGUAAGUUGGAAAUAAUGAGGGAAUUUGUUGAGUAUUGGUUUGAUGCAUCAGAAAAGAUUGUCAAGGUGCUUGAGCAAGGAAUUUCUACAACUGAAGUCAUUGAGAUAAAGCUGCGAGCUAUUGAGGUGACAUCGAAGGUUUUAGAGGCAAUUGGGUAUGGUAAUGUUAUAUUGCCAACUACAAAACGUCUUCAGGUUUUGAAAGUGUGGCUUCCAUUUGUGAGGGUUACAAAACCAUUGAUUGAUUCUGUCACAAUGAAUUGUGAGAAUGCCAUGGUGCUUAAAUUAGAUGGCGAAUUGUGGCAAUCCCUGGAAUCCACUUUUGUCUCUAUCAUUCUUGCAUUGCCAUCAGGGGAUCAGGCAGAGGUUUUAACUGAAUGGUUGGAAAAUGAGUAUAUGCGGUAUCCAGACCUGACUGAGGCAUUUGAAGUAUGGUGUUAUCGGUCCAAGGUUGCUAAGAGAAGACUAUCAGUGCUAGGGGAUGAGCAUGCAGUGACCAACCCAAUUUGAUGUUUCACAAAUUCUGUUCUUUAUAUCAGUUACUAAUCCAAGAUUCCUAUCUAAUUAAAGCAUUUAGAAGAGAAACAUCAUCUCUUUUUUGCACGUGAAUGGAAAAUUUUGUAGGAGGCAUCUAAAAUCUCCGCUUUUCAUCAAUUCAAUGUAAAUUACGUUGAAGAGUUUGUAAAAUGUUGUAUUUCUAACUGUCAACUGUAGAUGAUGUAUUUAUUUCAUAGUAAGCAAAAUCAUGAUACAUCAUACAUAACUGACAAGUAUACUUGUAAUUGAUGAUGAUUUUGCUUGGGUAUUUCUAUUUACUUGGAGGUUUUGCACUAGUCAGUUCUUGCUACUUGGUUUGGUAACACAAUACAACGCAUACUUGUGAUGUCCUGUGGUAAUUUGUUUCAGGGACAAAAAAAAGGUCAUUUUGACGUUUACUUUUGCCCGGAUACAGAAAAGUGCAAAGUGCAAACUGCAAACUGCCAAGGAAAGAAUUCUCCUAGCUUCCAAGGAGCAUCGUAUCAAGGUAAAAGAUAAAAUAGAAAUUAAUAGUUUGUGUGAGGAUAGAAUUCAAGUAAUUGCUAGGAAGAUUGAAGUUUAGAUUUUUGUGUCACCAUGUAACCUGCAAAACAAUUCCAUUUCCCAAAUCCUAUAGGCGCCCCUUUUCUUCAACAG
Molecule: messenger RNA, 2157 nt
Organism: Abrus precatorius (Indian licorice)
Lineage: Eukaryota; Viridiplantae; Streptophyta; Magnoliopsida; Fabales; Fabaceae
Product: BTB/POZ domain-containing protein At3g05675
Exons: 3
Coding region: 172-1494 (440 amino acids)
Source: RefSeq, a predicted model, not a curated record